UUAAAGGUCUUUGGUGCACAGCCUUACAUAUAAUUCAGUGUAGUCUCGUGUCCUUGCUCGUUUCUAGGGCAAGAGAAAUGCAGGCCCUUUGCCAGCAGCGCUCACUUAGGUGUGGGUUGCAGGCUCGGUCGUCACAGAUACCAACCCCGUUGUUCAGGAGUUCUGUGAGCUCGAAUUCCCAACCAGCGGCGGGCAGCUGGGACGUCGCCUCGUUCGCAGUAGCCGUUCCUCGCGCUGCUGUAGCUCUUCGUAGGAGCGCAAAUCUGCGGACUGGCCUUGUUUGCGCGGCAAUUGCGGCCCAGGCGAAGGAUGUCAAGGCGACACAGAGAGUGUUCAUCUUUGGAAAGAACAAGAGCCAGGGCGAUGCGACCAUGAAGAACCUGCUCGGCGGCAAGGGUGCAAACCUAGCGGAGAUGUCUCGCAUCGGCCUGUCCGUGCCGCCGGGCCUGACCAUUACCACCGACACCUGCGCGGAGUUCCACACCAAUGGCCGCCAGCUGCCCGCCGGCUGCUGGGAAGAGAUCCUGGCCGGCCUGCGCUCCGUGGAGGAGGAGAUGGGCUGCCGGCUGGGAGAUGCCGCUGCGCCGCUGCUGCUGUCAGUCCGCUCCGGCGCCGCAGUCUCCAUGCCGGGCAUGAUGGACACGGUGCUCAACCUGGGCCUGAACGACGCCUGCGCCGCGGGGCUGGCGGCGCGCAGCGGGGACGAGCGGUUCGCCUACGACGCCUACAGGCGCUUCCUGGACAUGUACGGCGACGUGGUGAUGGGCAUCCCGCACCACCUGUUCGAGGAGCAGCUGGAGAGGCUCAAGGCCGAGCAGCGUGUGAGCGAGGACACGGCCCUGACCGCCGCCGACCUGCGCACGCUGGUGGCCCGCUACAAGGAGGUGUACAAGCAGCUGGGCCAGGUGUUCCCCGAGGACCCGUACGAGCAGCUGCGCCUGGCCAUCUACGCCGUGUUUGACUCCUGGCGCUCUGAGCGCGCCGACGUGUACCGGGCUGUCAACGGCAUUACCGGCCUGACCGGCACCGCCGUCAACGUGCAGGCUAUGGCAUUCGGCAACAUGGGCCCCACCAGCGGCACGGGCGUGUGCUUCACGCGCAACCCCUCCACUGGCGAGCGCAAGCUGUACGGCGAGUACCUCAUCAACGCGCAGGGCGAGGAUGUGGUGGCGGGCAUCCGCACGCCCGAGCCCAUUGAGACCCUGGAGCGCUCGCUGCCAGGCGCCUUCAAGGAACUGCUGGACAACUGCGCGCUGCUGGAGAAGCACUACAAGGACAUGCAGGACAUUGAGUUCACGGUGCAGGAGGGGAAGCUGUACAUGCUGCAGUGCCGCGGCGGCAAGCGCACCGGCACAGCCGCAGUGCGCAUCGCGGUGGAGCUGGUGGACGAGGGUCUGGUGGACGAGGACGAGGCGGUGCUGAUGGUGGAGCCCGGCCACCUGGACCAGCUGCUGCACCCGCAGUUCGCCAAUGAGGCCGCGUACAAGAGCGACGUGCUGGGUACCGGCCUGCCCGCAUCGCCCGGCGCGGCGGUGGGCCAGGCGGUGUUCAGCGCGGAGGACGCGGAGGCUUGGCGCAGCAGCGGCCUACCCGUUGUGCUGGUGCGGCGCGAGACGUCGCCGGAGGACGUGAAGGGCAUGUACAGUGCGGAGGGCGUGCUGUGCCAGCUGGGCGGCAUGACCAGCCACGCCGCCGUGGUGGCGCGCGGCUGGGGCAAGCCCUGCAUCACCGGCUGCGCCGACCUGCAGGUGGACGAGCACAGCAAGGUGGCGCGCAUCAACGGGCACGAGAUCCGGCAGGGCGACUGGAUCAGCCUCAACGGCUCCACGGGCGAGAUCGUGCGCGGCAAGCAGCCGCUGGCGCCGCCCGAGCUGGCGGGCGACCUGGGCCGCUUCAUGUCCUGGGUGGACAAGCGGCGGCGCCUGGGCGUGCUGACCAACGCCGACACGCCGGAGGACGCGGCGGAGGCGCGCAAGUUCGGGGCCGAGGGCAUCGGGCUGUGCCGCACUGAGCACAUGUUCUUCGCCAGCGAGGAGCGCAUCGCCACCGUGCGGCGCAUGAUUGUGGCGCAGACACGGGAGGCGCGGCUCAAGGCCCUCGCGGACCUGCUGCCCUUCCAGCGCGCCGACUUCGAGGGCAUCCUGCGCGCCAUGGCCGGCCUGCCCGUGACCAUCCGGCUGCUGGACCCGCCGCUGCACGAGUUCCUGCCCGACGGCGAAAUGACCGAGGUGUGCGAGGCGCUGGCCCGGGACGCGGGCGUGACGGUGGACGAGGUGUACGGCACCAUUGAGAAGCUGCAGGAGGUGAACCCCAUGCUGGGCUUCCGCGGCUGCCGGCUGGGCAUCACCUAUCCCGAGAUCACCGAGAUGCAGGUCCGCGCCAUGUUUGAGGCGGCGGUUCGGGUGCUGGCCGGCGGCAGUGCCGUGCAGCUGGACGUGAUGGUGCCGCUGGUGGGCACUGCCGCCGAGCUGGCCAACCAGGAGGGCCUGGUGCGCCGCGUGGCGGAGCAGGUGAUGUCGGAGUCUGGCGGCGUGCGCGUUCCGUACCGCGUGGGGACCAUGAUCGAGGUGCCGCGCGCGGCCCUGCAGGCGGGCGCCAUCGCCAAGACCGCCGAAUUCUUCAGCUUCGGUACCAAUGACCUCACGCAGAUGACCUUCGGCUACAGCCGUGACGACAUCGGCAAGUUCCUGCCGGUCUACCUGGAGAAGGGAAUACUGCCCUACGACCCCUUCCAGGUGCUCGACCAAGAGGGCGUGGGCGAGCUGAUCCGUUUCGCGGUGGAGCGCGGCCGCGCCGCCCGGCCCGACCUCAAAAUCGGCAUCUGCGGCGAGCAGGGCGGCGAGCCGCGCACCGUGGCCUUCCUGCACGAGGUGGGUCUGGACUACGUGUCCUGCUCGCCCUUCCGCGUGCCCAUCGCGCGGCUGGCAGCGGGGCAGGCCGCCGUGCGCAGCCAGCGGGCAGCAGCGGCAGCCAAGAAGUAGAGCGAGGAGAGGGGGCGACUGCUGCGUCCAGGAGCGGGGAGGUGGAUGGUGAUGCUGCCCGAGGAGUUGUGUUGAGCGGGGAGGAUUUGAGGAUGUGCUGUGCCGGGAGACGUCCUGGCAGCAAGGGCAAUGCAGCGGUUUGUGAAGGGCAAUUCGUGAUGCGGGGUAUUAUACCUGUUGCGGCGCGCGUGGGUGCGAAGGCCGCGCAGACGGCAGGUGCAUGUGGUGUUGGCAUGUGGUGUUGGCCUGUUUGGAGUGUUGACUGAUUCGACCAACCACUGGACCAACCCGGGCAGCACCCACGACUUGGCUUACGCCUAGAGGGUGUGGGAUGGGACAAGGUAUCGAAGAUGCUUUAAGGAAACAAAUGCGCACGAUGCCAGAAGGGGUUGUCGGAGCUAAGGCAGCACAGGAGGAAAGGGGCACAAAGUUGCUUCUUGCAACGGCAUGGACAGGCUGAAUCGCUGCGCUCCGGGGGCUCAGCCCACAAAGGGGGCUAGCUUUGCCAGAGUAUGACAUGACCGAGCGUGAAUGCCGUCGUCAGUCGUUGUCGGUUGCCAGACCGGAGGGGGUUCCCACGGGUUUCGGGGCAUGGGGUCUGGGCUUUUGUUUCCAACCCCUCGCCCCCGCCCCUGUGGCCAGCUGAUCCUUUUGAUGGAGUCGCGUAUCAUGUCAUAUGAUGCUUUCGUCAGUCCAGCUGUGUGCACGCCUCCCUUCCCCGUCCACCUUAUAAUCUAUGGCGAACACGCAUCUUGCAGCAUCUUGCAGUGCAGCCCAACGCAGUUCGGGUUUGGUUCUCUUUACCCCCCGCCCGCCAAGACUGAGUGCACGCAGAUAGUGCCCAUUCUGCUGUGCCCGACACUCCACUGCACCUGAGCAUGGCCCCUCCAGGGGGGGGGGGUAGAAAGCUCAGAUUCUUACCCCAUGCUCAAAAUUACAGAGCUUUAGGAGAGCAUUAUGCACGUACUUUUAGUUUCUUAAGGGGGUGUCUGGUGAGGAAGUUCUGGGCCGCCAAAGUUGGGGGGUCGGUCCUCGUCCCUGUCGUCGGGUUUCGGGAGCCCAUCCCGGCGGAUUUCGGGAAGCGCCCCACAAGCAGAACUAGGGGCCAAACGCAGCAGUACGAGGCUCAUAUGUGCACGUUAUGAAGUAAUAAGCACAAACAAAGCGUGGGAGGGCUAAGUUGCGCGUCCGGGCGUGGACAUGUCGGGACAUGUCUCCACAGUCAACACAUGCGCACUGACACAGCUUGGCUCUGAAGCGCUGGUGCGCUCGAGUUCACGUCUAACAA
Molecule: messenger RNA, 4269 nt
Organism: Chlamydomonas reinhardtii
Lineage: Eukaryota; Viridiplantae; Chlorophyta; Chlorophyceae; Chlamydomonadales; Chlamydomonadaceae
Exons: 29
Coding region: 78-2981 (967 amino acids)
Biological process (GO): phosphorylation; pyruvate metabolic process
Molecular function (GO): ATP binding; kinase activity; pyruvate, phosphate dikinase activity
Source: RefSeq, a predicted model, not a curated record